AAACAGCGAUGCCGGCGACAAAAACGUCUAAAACAAAGAAGGUGAAAGCCGGGAAAGGGAAGAAAGAUGGAAAACAAGAUUCCAAAACGGACAAAGAGUCCGACGUGGAGAAGGCCAAGGACAACGCAGCGCUGUGGGAGCUGAGGUUAAAGGUCACCAACCAGUCCCUGGCAGAGUACCAGAAAGCUCAUCAUCAGCUGUCCGUCACCCACGAGGAGCUCACGAGCCACCUGUACCGCAAGGAGAAGGAUACCCUGGACAUGACGGAGCACUGGGAGAGACAGGUGGCGUCCAGGGACCACCAGAUCCGUCUGCUUGAAGAAUCCCUCAGAAGUCAAGAGGCACUUUAUUGUGAAGAGAAAAGCAAACUGAUAAAGGACAUCAGCAUUGCUCAGGAAGAAGCGGAGAAGAUGAAGGAGAUCGGAGCCCAGUUGGAGCAAGAACUCAAUGACACCAAACACAACAUGAGGAUUGCUGAAGAAGAGCACAAGAAACAGCUACACAAAACAGAGACGAGACACUUUGAAGAAAAGGCUCGCCUGGAGAAGGACAUGACGGACCAGUGCAAUCAGAAGAUGGCCCUGGUGGAGCUGGACCACCGCGAAGCCACGGCGCAGUUGGAGGCGGCGCUGCAAGCCGCAUUCAAGGAGCGAGACUGCCUGAUGGAAGCACUGAGGAGUCACAAGCAGGAAGUGCAGGACCUGCAGAAACUGUCAAACUCUCUCGCAGAGGAAAACAUGGCGCUGGCCCUGGACAAGGACAUGCUUGAGUUGACGGUGAAGGAGAACGCGGCUCAGACGGAGGCCCAGAGGAAGAAGCAGUCCGAGCUGAGGAGCAAGGUGGCCUCCCUGAAGCAGGCGCUCCAGCAGCAGGCUGCGGAGCUGGAGCGGCGGGAGGAGGAGGAGAAGGCCCACCUGGUCAGCAUCCAGGCCGGCCAGGUGGAGCUGGACAAGCUGCAGAAGGUCCUCGCCAUGCGCGAGAAGGAGCUGGGCUGCGUCGCGCAGCUCGCCAGCGCGGUGGAGGAGAAGCACGGCGAGGUGCAGGAGUUCUUCCACGAGGCGCUGGCCCACGUCCGGCAGCAGAUCGCCGCCAGCAGGUGCCAGUACAAGAAAGAGGCGCUGAAGGAUUACCGCCUGAAGUUCAGAGAGGCCACGGCGGGAAAGACCAAGUUCCCGCCCGUCCGCACCUUCCAUAAAAGUCCCCACAGCACCAACUCGGUCUAUUCAGACAUGGAGGCAGCCUCCACAUGGACUUAUCCUCCAGGCAGCAAAGUCAGACUGUCGGAUCUCACUUGGGAGCAGAAAGAACAAGUGCUUCAGCUUCUCUUCGCUAAAAUGAACGGGCUGAAAGAAAGGUAAUGAAAUGCCCCAGCCGCUGGUUUGUUUGGACUUUGCGAAGCUUUGCUCCAUCAGCUUCAGCUCAGAUGACACAUUACAGUCCGUUUGCAAUCCCCCCAAAGUGAAGCAAAGCUUCUGCAUCAAUU
Salarias fasciatus (jewelled blenny) is the source of this 1483-nucleotide messenger RNA. RefSeq names its product basal body-orientation factor 1-like. The record is from RefSeq and is a predicted model, not a curated record. Lineage: Eukaryota; Metazoa; Chordata; Actinopteri; Blenniiformes; Blenniidae. The coding region runs from base 9 to 1358 and encodes 449 amino acids. The transcript has 9 exons.